AUGGAUGGUAUCAAGGUAAAAUGGAUGCUACAUCCUUCGACUGUUGGUAGUGGUAGUGGUGGUGAGAACAACCCAACCACUAGUGUCCCUGCUGCAACCGACAAGCCCAUUGAUGAUGAUGGUGAUAAUUUUGCAAAUGGUUCUUGUGGAUCGUCAAAAAGCUCUAGUGAUACUGGUACGACUCAAACACUAAUGGCUUCAUCGACCUUGUCAGUAUCGCCAUCCAUCACCACAUCGUUGCCUCUCUCGUCCACCCAGUCAAACCUUCCUUCCAUGUCCACCACAGCUAGCAGCUCCGAUGAUGCACAACCUUCAUCAUCAAAUGACAAUAAUGCUGAUGACGAUGUUACAAGUGCACAAUCUGUGAACAGCGAGAGUUCAGCAAGCAAGGUUACCCCUGUUUUGGCCUUUGUAGCGGCAACAUCCUUGGUAUUCUUAAAGCUUAUGUAG
Molecule: messenger RNA, 450 nt
Organism: Lichtheimia ornata
Lineage: Eukaryota; Fungi; Mucoromycota; Mucoromycetes; Mucorales; Lichtheimiaceae
Exons: 1
Coding region: 1-450 (149 amino acids)
Source: RefSeq, a predicted model, not a curated record